AUUUGUCAUAAAUGUCAUUGCAGCAGAAAAAAGAAAUGCAGUUAAGUUUUCUAGAAAGAAAUUGAAGAAUUGAGAAGAAUAUUCAGUUGAGAACCCCAUAUUUUUACGAAAUUUUCAUUCAAUCAUUCGGAAUAUAAAACCGUAAUCAUGAAAUUAGUGAUUGUUGUUCUUGCGUGUUUUUUAUAUGGCUGUCAAGCUGGAGUAACAAGAAAUGCAGAUGUUGUAAUUGAUGGUAAAAAUGAAACCUUGCCCGAUGUCACAGUGAUUACAACAGAAGCUACAAAGAACGGUUCUUCAGCCAAAACAGCAGAUGUUUCCUUUCCAGUUGGUCCGGUGAUAUCAACUACAACCAUCAAACCAUCACCUACACCAAAACCAACAGAUCCUACACCUAAACCAACAGAUCCUACCCCACCUACACCCAAACCAACAGAUCCUACCCCACCUACACCUAAACCAACUGAUCCUACACCAAAACCAACAGAUCCAACAACAUCUACACCAAAACCGACAGAUCCAACCACACCUACAACUCCCAAACCAUCACCUACGCCAAAACCAACAACACCUACAACUCCUACCACUAAAAAACCAAUUCCAAGCUCUACAACAGCCCCGGUAACUACAACCACUGUAAGCCCACCUUCGAAUCGUGGUUUCGACGGCCCCAGUUUCAUCGGAGGCAUAGUUUUGGCAUCUGGAUUGAUGGCGAUUGGAUUUGUCGCUCUUAAAUUCUACAGGGCUCGAACCGAACUCAACUAUCACACCCUCUAAGGAUGGAGGUUGACUGUUUGGGGUCUCAGUUUCUUCAGUUGAAAAAAUUGUAGAAUUCUUUUAUUUCCAUGACUAUUGAAGGAACAUUGAAGAUUUUAUUAUUUUUCAAGUAUUUUCGGGAAAUGGUAUGCAAAUGUCAACAGUGUUUCUCAAAGACUAUAACUAGCAUUUUAACAUUUUCAACGAAAGGCAAAAAUGAUUUCUUCAUUUUGUGCCCUUAAUUUUCUUGGUAUUUGUGAGUUAUUCUUGAAGUAUUGAUGAUGUCUGUGAAAUUUUUUGUUGCAGAAUAUCACAAAAAAAUUCGAAUAUCAUCAUUGGUUGAAAGAUUAGAAGAUUUAUUUUUCCUUUUUCGAAACGUUAUUAUUUUUUUAUGAUGUUUAAAUUUUAUUUCUGUUUACGGGCAUUUUGUGUAUAUUCGUUCUUCAAUCCCACUUUACGGCCGCAAAAUUGAUAUUUUCAGCAUCAGAAAAUCGAAAAAACCUCGGAACUCGGUUCUAAAAACGAGAGCAGCUUCAAACGAAGGGAGUGAUAAAAAAGUCCUAAUUCUGACGCAGCUUUUAUUUUCAAAUUACCGAUCAAAAGUGUGAUACAAAUGUAGUAAUUUAUUUUUUUGGGUAGAUUUAGAUUUUUCGAAGAAACAGGUUUCGUGUAAAAUAAUUUUUCAUAGCAGAAAACGUGAAAUUGAACAAUGAUGUUUACACUCUGUCCGAGAAAGUGCUCUUAAUAGAGUAGUUAAAUGGUUUUUUGAAAAGGUCGCUGUAGUUGUAGAUUUUAUUAUUUUGUUCAUAUUUUAUUUUUACCGUAAAUCUAAGUGUUGUAAAGUUAAUGGUACAUAUUGGAUAUAACAUUGUAAUGGUGCACUAUCGCAACAGCCAACCAGUUGAUUUAGAUUGGAAAUCCUCAGUAUUCACUGUCAGAAGCUAAAUAUUCGUGAUUCCACACAUGGCAACUUUUUUUUACGGGGAUGAUGCUUUAGUGCACUUCUAGUUGUUUAAGUGAAAUUGUCAGUUUGCGAAAUCCAUAUUAUUCUAAUAAAACUGUUUAUUUUAAAA
Coccinella septempunctata (seven-spotted ladybird) is the source of this 1826-nucleotide messenger RNA. RefSeq names its product extensin-like. NCBI's taxonomy places the organism in Eukaryota, Metazoa, Arthropoda, Insecta, Coleoptera, Coccinellidae. The record is from RefSeq and is a predicted model, not a curated record. Gene Ontology annotation, cellular component: cytoplasmic vesicle. The transcript has 3 exons. The coding region runs from base 148 to 774 and encodes 208 amino acids.